CCUAAGGCCUAAACACCCCGGGGAAAGGGGGGAAGGGGGAAACGCCACACGGACUCUGGCGAGGGAACACGUGUGCAUGCAACAUGCACACAUUCUGGCCCCGCCUCCGAGAUCCGCCGGGUGGUACCUCUGCGUUCGAUAGUCAGAGACCGUCUACCUCCUACGGACAAUCACAACAUCCAUAGCCAAGAGAAAAAUUUCUCUUUGGACGGGAUUC
This is a messenger RNA of Acanthoscelides obtectus, 217 nucleotides long. NCBI's taxonomy places the organism in Eukaryota, Metazoa, Arthropoda, Insecta, Coleoptera, Chrysomelidae. The record is from the annotation of a GenBank genome assembly.